AUGUCGUCCCAAACUAUCUACCCAUCUCUAUGCGGCAAGGUCAUCACAAUUUCAGGUGCAGCAUCGGGUAUGGGUCUUGUAACUGCUAAACUGCUGUACCCGAUGGGAGCCAAGCUCUCCCUAGCCGAUAUUAACAAAGCUGCACUAGAGGAGGCAGCCAACGCUCUGAGAGCGUCCAACUCAUCCGGUACCGACGACAUCCUCACAACCGUUGUCGACGUCAGCUCUUCAUCUCAAGUUGACAAUUGGAUCCAAGCCACAGUGGCCAAAUUCGGCGCUCUCAACGGCGCGGCAAACUACGCUGGCAUCUUCAUCAAAUCAUCAAAGAUUGUAGACACGACUGACGAAGAAUGGGCAAAAAUACAAAGUGUCAACCAAGAUGGCACGUUCUAUGCAGUGCGCGCGCAACUUCGAGUCAUGAGUAAGCAAGGCACUGGAGGCAGCAUCGUGAACACAGCAAGUCUCGCAGGCCUGGCUGGUCGCUUUGCAUGUGCGCCUUACACAGCGAGUAAGCACGGUGUCGUUGGCAUAACAAGAGUUGCGGCCAACGAGGUGGGGCACUUGGGAAUCCGGGUUAGUGCCAUUUCACCAGGUGCAAUCAAUACGCCCAUGUUCACAACAGCUGCAACCCCAGAGAUAUUGACGGAGGUGGAGCAUGGUAUUCCUCUGAAAAGAACGGGCGGGCCCGAAGAGGUGGCGAGGUUGGCGAUUUAUUUACUAAGUGAUGAUAGUAGCUACUCCACGGGCGGGGUGCAUGCUGUUGAUGGAGGAGUAUUGAGCUGA
Molecule: messenger RNA, 783 nt
Organism: Bipolaris zeicola 26-R-13
Lineage: Eukaryota; Fungi; Ascomycota; Dothideomycetes; Pleosporales; Pleosporaceae
Exons: 2
Coding region: 1-783 (260 amino acids)
Molecular function (GO): oxidoreductase activity
Source: RefSeq, a predicted model, not a curated record